CGGCGGCCACAGCAGAGGCAACGCAAUUCUCUUGGUCCCGGCCUCUUUCUCCUGAGCGGGGCAGAAUUUUUUUUUUUCCAGUUUGUUGCGCGAUGAAAUCUUCAUGCCGGGCUCUGCUGGCAUGCCUCGUUACCUGCAUUUUCUACUGAGCCGACGUGGCCACAGGAACACGCGGCAGGCCACUCCCACGCUGCACGGUUCCCGUGGGAGAGGAUGAACUCCACGGGCACCGACCUGGUGUUCCUUCUCGACCGGUCCGGGAGCGUAGGUCAUGAGGGCUUCGAGACGGAGCUGACGUUCGUCGACAACUUCGUCAACUACUUUGAGGUGAUGCCCAACGCUACGCGGGUCGCGAUCGUCUCCUUCAGCGACACAGUCGUCGUGCAUGCCGACUUCAUCAAGGAGCCCGGCAACAAGUGUCAACUUUCGAGACUAAAGCAAAGCGCAAUCAACAUCGCCGACUAUCACGGCACCAACACGGGCGCCGGUCUCCGGAAGGUUCGGAGGAUAUUCAAAAACAGCCGCGAGCACGUGCACAAGGUGCUGGUCCUGGUGACGGAUGGUCUGCCGACGGUGGGGCCGGAUCCUGUGGUAGAGGCGAACAAGCUCAAGGAUGCAGGCGUCGAGAUAUUCGUGUUCGCCAUUGGAAGACUCCUCAUCAGGCGAGUUCUAGGAGAGUUGGCAUCGUCCGGGGACCACCUCUUCGAGUGCGAUGACGUCGUUCACUUCCGGAGGAGCUUUGAUCCGGAUGGCUCAAGAGACCGGUGGAGAGCGUCGGAGAGCCCGCGAAACUGCGACCAUCUCUGCAACAGCCCGUACCGCGGGCAGCCGGACGACCCGGGUUGCUGCAGAAGGAACGCCGUCUGCGGCUGUGACCUCUCCACGGGCGCGAGCGCCUGCCUCUGUGGACCGGGGUUCUACGGGGAUGGUGUCCGUGGCGAAUGCACGCCGUGCAAACCGAACACCUACAAAGAGACCUACUAUGAGGGCAGUUGUCAGCAUUGUCCGGAUCACAGCGAGAUAAAAAAUGAGGGCAGCCGCUCACUCAAGGAUUGCAGAUGCAAAGUUGGCUACAUGGGAGAUCCAGCCAGCGGAAAGCCCUGUGUCCCCGUCACCUGCCCUCCACUCCAGGCUCCAGAGCAUGGCCGACUGGAGGGGCCGUGCUACACUUCGUACGAGAGCGUGUGCUUGCUUACGUGCGAUCCGGAGUAUGAGCUGAUGGGCGGCGAGGAUGGCGUCGACAGCCGGACCUGCCAGGGCGAUGGCACCUGGAGCGGAAACACGACCGUGUGUCUAGAGAAACAGUGUGACAGGCCUCCCGUGCCAGAUAACGGCUUUUAUAGCGGCUGUGACGGGCCCUGGAAGCUGAAUGACACCUGUUUAUUCCACUGCAAGACGGGCCACAACCUCGAGGGUUCGAGAACCAGGACAUGCACGGAGUGGGGAUGGUCGGGCGAUGAUUUCACCUGCGAAGCGGUGCAGUGCCCACCUCCACGCCAGAUACCAAACGCGGUACCUGCCGGUCACCUUAGGGGAAGAAAGGCCUACACCUACGGCGAGCACUUCCUGGUGACAUGUCUCGAAGGCUUCGAGCGACGCGGCCCUGCAGUCCUGCUAUGCGGCGACAUGGGCCACUGGGUCACCGGUGUCCACGAGAACCCGGAUGAUGCAAGGUGUGACGAUGUCGAGAAGCCCCGGAUAACUUGUCCUAGGGACAUCAAGCUUGCUGCUGAUCCGGGAAAAGAUUCUGCGAGUGUAUCGUGGCCGGAACCGACGUACUCCGACAACGACAAAAGCAGGAGGCCGUUGUUGACGCCCCCGUACCAGACCGGAGCGCGACGUUUUGGCAUAGGCACCCACGAGAUUACGUACACGGCCACCGACGGCGUUGGAUUAAGUGACACUUGCACGUUCAUCAUUACCGUGCUUGACGAAGAAAGGCCUCAAGUCAGACGAUGUCCCUACGACAUAGACCUCAACACGACAGAAAAUGAAGUUCCAGUCUUGUGGGAAGAGCCACUCUUCGCUGACAACUCCGGCAAUCUGACUAUCGAAGAACCGGUGCGAAAAUCUGGUUCCAUGUUCGGGCUGGGAACUCACAGAAUCACUUACACAGCACGGGAUGGGAGCAGAAAUUACGCGACCUGCGUCUUUCAUGUGAAUGUGUGGCGCAGCCAGUGCUCGUUCCACCCUGCGCCGCUUAAUGGCGCGCUGGCGUGCGACGACCAGUACUACGGCCAAUUCUGCCAGCCUUUCUGCAACGACCGCUUCGAGUUCCUCAGUGAGCCGGCAGACGCGUACAUCUGCGACAACAGCCUACAAUGGAAGACUAUGCCCCCGAACAUGACUGUACCAUGGCCGGACUGUGCCGCGAAAUCAUCACCCACGCAGGCAAAAAAGUUGUACCGCGCCUACUACUACUACUCCGGAGACUGCGGGGAAGCCAGCGUACAGAAUACCAUCAGGAAGGCCUUCAUCAAGAACUUCGAGGUGGUGAAGAACAGAACUUCGAUUUGCGCCUCCGAGGACGCUUGCCAGAUUAACACCGUGGGCGUGACGUGCGGCAAAUUGGUGGAGCCCAACUCGUACAAAGCGGCGGACGGCAGUGACGGCAACCCACGCACGAGGUUUGCGAGAAGUGCGGUCCGGGAAGCCGCCGGAAACACCUCCAUUGCAGCGGUUGACGCCCAAUUCGUCCUCAAUGUUGGCACGAGUAAUGCAGAUGCGUUUGGAAACGAAACGCAAGGCCUCUCCGCAGCAGUGGACAGAAUUUUGGACGUCAUCGGCGAAAUCGAUCCAUCCAUACUGAACGAAGUCGGCGACGAGGAACGCCUGACUCUGGAAAUGCGCCUGAAAGAUUACUACGCAAACGACUUCGCCAUCGUCUGUGCAGACGGAGAAGCACUGAACAGCGAUGGAGACUGCGUCAAGUGUCCCAAAGGAUCCUAUCACGACCGCACAGCAGCAUCGUGUUCUCCCUGUCCAAUGGGGACUUACCAGGACCGAGACGGCGCAGUCUCCUGCACACCAUGUCCCGGAGGCUCUGUAACCUUCGCUUCUAAGAGUACGAGUGUUGAGGACUGCCAGGCUCCGUGUCCUCCAGGCACAUUCUCCAGGACCGGGCUUGGAACAUGUCGUGCCUGCCCUCCGGGAACGUACCAGGACAAAUACCAGCAGGUGCAGUGCAAAAUGUGCCCGGAAGGAUCAUCGAGCGAGGCCUAUGGCAGUGAUCGGAUCACCGAUUGCAAAAAGUACUGUGAGCCCGGAACGUACUCGGAGAGUGGCAUAGAACCCUGCGCGCCAUGCAAGAGGGGAUUUUACCAGGAGAUGAGUGGUCGGAAAUCAUGCGCCGAGUGCCCAGUUCCAAAGACAAACCUCCACGAAGGAUCGCACUCGAGCUACGAUUGCGUCGAAAUUAACCAUUGCGCUUCUAACCCAUGCUUUAAUGGAACAUGCGUCACUCGCCAGCACGACUUCAUUUGUAGGCACGACUGAGAGAACAACGCAACAGAAAUGCAACAAGUCAAAAUGCGAAGUGAUUUAUGUCAAGAGACGACGCACGUCUUGCAAUAAAAGCGGCCAAAGUGGCUGCCUUAUGU
Molecule: messenger RNA, 3599 nt
Organism: Dermacentor silvarum
Lineage: Eukaryota; Metazoa; Arthropoda; Arachnida; Ixodida; Ixodidae
Product: sushi, von Willebrand factor type A, EGF and pentraxin domain-containing protein 1
Exons: 19
Coding region: 214-3495 (1093 amino acids)
Source: RefSeq, a predicted model, not a curated record